This is a messenger RNA of Xyrauchen texanus (razorback sucker), 6270 nucleotides long. Its product is annotated as cohesin subunit SA-2. Lineage: Eukaryota; Metazoa; Chordata; Actinopteri; Cypriniformes; Catostomidae. Gene Ontology annotation, biological process: sister chromatid cohesion. The transcript is spliced from 33 exons. The record is from RefSeq and is a predicted model, not a curated record. Gene Ontology annotation, cellular component: nucleus; chromatin; cohesin complex. Gene Ontology annotation, molecular function: chromatin binding. Bases 255 to 4085 code for a protein of 1276 amino acids.
AACCGAACGGAGCAAGCGGGGUAAGAGUGUCCAAAACCGCCUCUGACCGCCACUUUCAAACUACAUCCAUGAAAUAGCGCCGAAUGCGCACUUUUAAGCCACUGGAGUCCAUCUAGCUCUUCAAGAAGGCUUAAUAAAUUAUCCGGAGCCGACCCCGACGGCUGGGUUUAUGAGACAGAAAUACCCACUCUUGUUUAAUGUAUAUGAAGACAAAGACCUUGAUCAUUUGAUGUGGACCAGAAGAUGUUAAAGAAAUGAUAGCUGCACGGGAAUUACAAGCAGAGUUUCAUUACCCUCAGGACACUGACACCCACUUCUCAUCAGACACUGAUUUUGAUGAUCUUGAUGGAAGGAAUGUCUUCUCUGGGAAAGGGAAGGCGAAAAAAGGCAAGAAAGGCCCUGGAGAGAAGGGGAAAGGAGUGGGAAAAGGAGCUGGACGCAUGAACGGUCACCACCAGGAGAAUGGCAUGGAAAGUGUUAUGCUUUUUGAAGUGGUCAGGCUGGGGAAGAGUGCCAUGCAGUCUGUCGUUGAUGACUGGAUUGAGUCAUAUAAAAAUGACAGAGACGUUGCACUCCUCGACUUGAUCAAUUUCUUCAUCCAGUGUUCUGGAUGCAAAGGUGUUGUCACUGGUGAGAUGUUCCGGAACAUGCAAAACUCUGAAAUAAUCAGGAAGAUGACAGAAGAGUUUGAUGAGGACAGCGGCGAUUACCCACUCACCAUGGCCGGGCCACAGUGGAAGAAGUUCAAGUCCAGUUUCUGCGAGUUUAUCGGUGUGUUGGUACGGCAGUGUCAGUACAGCAUUAUCUAUGAUGAGUACAUGAUGGACACAGUCAUCUCACUGCUCACUGGCCUCUCUGAUUCUCAAGUCCGAGCCUUCAGACACACCAGCACACUGGCAGCCAUGAAGCUUAUGACAGCCCUCGUGAAUGUAGCAUUGAACCUCAGCAUCAACAUGGACAACACCCAACGUCAGUAUGAAGCAGAGAGGAACAAGAUGAUCGGCAAGCGGGCCAAUGACAGACUAGAACUUCUGCUUCAGAAACGCAAAGAGUUGCAAGAAAAUCAGGAUGAAAUUGAAAACAUGAUGAAUGCCAUUUUCAAGGGGGUCUUUGUUCACCGAUAUCGUGAUGCAAUAGCUGAGAUCCGGGCAAUCUGCAUCGAGGAGAUUGGUGUGUGGAUGAAAAUGUAUAGUGAUGCAUUUCUUAAUGACAGCUACCUUAAGUAUGUGGGUUGGACCAUGCAUGACAAGCAAGGUGAGGUGCGUCUGAAGUGUCUCACAGCCCUGCAGGGUCUGUACUAUAACCGUGAGCUCAAUGCCAAGCUGGAGCUCUUCACCAGCCGCUUCAAGGACCGAAUCGUGUCUAUGACGCUGGACAAGGAGUAUGACGUUGCAGUGCAAGCAAUAAAACUGCUCACGCUGGUUUUACACAGCAGUGAUGAAGUUCUGACUGCAGAAGACUGUGAGAGCGUGUACCACCUGGUGUACUCUGCCCAUCGACCUGUCGCUGUGGCAGCUGGAGAGUUUCUCUUUAAGAAACUGUUCAGUCAUCGAGACCCUGAGGAUGACAGUAUGCCCAAGAGACGAGGCAGGCAGAGUGUGAAUGCCAACCUCAUCAAAACCACUGUCUUUUUCUUCCUGGAGAGUGAGCUUCACGAGCACGCUGCCUAUCUUGUGGACAGCAUGUGGGACUGUGCAGCAGAGAUACUGAAGGACUGGGAGUGUAUGAUAAGCCUACUGCUUGAUGAACCACUGCCUGGAGAAGAAGCUCUGACGGACAGACAGGAGACUGCUCUGAUUGAGAUCAUGCUGUGCACCAUCCGUCAGGCUGCAGAGUGCCAUCCACCUGUGGGUAGAGGCACAGGCAAGAGGGUUCUGACGGCGAAGGAGAAGAAGACUCAGCUUGAUGACCGGACCAGAAUGACGGAGCUCUUUGCCAUAGCACUGCCACCUUUACUUGCAAAGUACUCUAUUGAUGCAGAGAAAGUGACUAACCUUUUGCAGCUGCCCCAGUUCUUUGAUCUGGAGAUCUAUACCACAGGACGUUUGGAAAAGCACCUGGAUUCAUUGUUAAGACAAAUCAGAGAAAUUGUGGAGAAGCACACAGACACAGAUGUACUGGAGGCUUGCUCCAAAACCUACCACUCCCUGUGCAAUGAGGAGUUCACCAUCUUUAACCGGGUGGAUAUUGCCCGCAGUCAACUCUUGGAUGAGUUAGUGGACAAGUUCAACAAGCUUCUGGAGGACUUCCUGCAGGAGGGUGAAGAUCCAGAUGAAGAUGAUGCUUAUCAAGUUCUGUCCACACUGAAGAGGAUCACUGCUUUCCAUAAUGCUCAUGACCUCUCCAGAUGGGAUCUCUUUACCAGCAACUACAAGUUAUUGAACACUGGUAUUGAAAAUGGCGACAUGCCUGAGCAGAUUGUUAUUCAUGCUCUGCAGUGCACACAUUACGUCAUUCUUUGGCAUUUAGCCAAGGUCUCAGAGGGUAUGUCUAAAAGGGAGGACAUGGUGACUCUGAGGAAGCAAAUGAGGGCAUUUUGUCUGAUGUGCCAGCGUUACCUAACCAGCGUCAGCACCGCCGUCAAAGAGCAGGCCUUCACUAUUCUCUGUGACCUGCUGUUGAUCUUCAGUCAUCAGAUCAUCUCAGGGGGGAGGGAAGCUCUGGAGCCCCUAGUAUAUAAUCCUGAAGCAUCCCUGCAGUCCGACCUCCUUAAUUUCAUCCUGGACCACGUCUUCAUUGACCAGGAUGAAGACAACAACAGCACAGAUGGGCAGCAAGACGAUGAAGCAGGAAAAAUCGAAGCUUUGCACAAGAGGCGAAACCUGCUGGCAGCAUAUUGCAAACUCAUUAUCUACAAUGUAGUUGAGAUGAACACUGGUGCAGAUAUAUUUAAGCAAUAUAUGAGGUAUUACAAUGAUUAUGGGGAUAUCAUCAAGGAAACCAUGAGCAAGACGAGACAGAUCGACAAAAUCCAGUGUGCUAAGACACUCAUUUUGAGCUUACAGCAGCUAUUCAAUGAAAUGCUGUCAGAUUUGGGUCCAAGCUUUGACCGCUCGUCCUCUGCUUUCUGUGGCAUUAAAGAGCUUGCUCGCCGUUUCUCUCUGACUUUUGGCCUGGAUCAGCUCAAGACCAGAGAGGCAAUCGCCAUGUUACACAAGGAUGGUAUUGAGUUUGCAUUCAAAGAGCUGAAUCCUCAGGGUGAGGGACAUCCGCCUCUCAACCUGGCAUUUCUGGACAUCCUCAGCGAGUUCUCAUCCAAACUCAUGCGUCAGGACAAGCGGACUGUGCACAUGUAUUUGGAGCGCUUCAUGACAUUUCAGAUGGCCCUGCAGAGAGAGGACUGCUGGCUGCCGCUCAUCUCCUACAGGAACUCAUUGCAGGCAGGGGGUGAUGAUGACACCAUGUCUGUGGUCAGUGGCAUCAGCAGCCGUGGCUCCUCUGUCAGGAGCAAGAAAGCAAAACCUGUUACUGGCAAGAGGAAAUUACCUGAAGAGGAGAGCAGUAGCAGUAGUGAGGUGUGGAUGAGCCGUGAGCAGAGUAUGCAGACACCAAUUAUGAUGACAUCACCCCACCUCACCUCCACCGUCAUGAGAGAGCCCAAACGCCUGCGCCCUGAGGAGAGCUAUAUGGGAGUGUACACCAUGACCCCUGACCAGCAACAACAGCACACACACCCUCAGACUCCACAGCCACAACACCACCACUCACCCAUAGACUACAACACACAAGUCACCUGGAUGCUUGCGCAGAGACAGCAGCAAGAAGAGGUGGCCAGACAGCAGCAGGAGAGAGCUAUGAACUACGCCAAAUUAAGGAGCAACCUUCAGCAUGCCAUCCGUCGUGGAACAGGGCUAAUGGAGGAUGAUGAGGAACCUAUUGUGGAAGAUGUGAUGAUGUCAUCAGAAGGCCGGAUUGAGGAUCUCAAUGAAGGCAUGGACUUUGACACCAUGGAUAUUGAUCUGCCCCCAUCAAAGAAUCGACGAGAGCGAUCAGAACUGAAGCCUGACUUUUUCGACCCUGCCUCCAUCAUGGAUGAGUCUGUAAGAAGCACUCAUUUCCUGGGUUAUGAUGCUUUUCAGCGGUAAUGGGGACUGGUUCACUCCACCUCUAAGGACGUGAAAGAGAGAUCACCACUAGAUGGCACUAUCAGGAGUGAUUUCAGUGUUGUUGAAUUGCCCUUCUGCAAAAAAAAAAAAAAAAAAGCAGGAGAGAGGGAGAGCAUCUCACUGUAAUAAAUACUAAUCAGACUCAUCUGGACUGAUGAUUAAAUUAAACGCUUGUUUGGUAACACUAAACAUUGAACAGAAUUUGAACAUUUUCUCUUGUAGGUCCUGGGAGUGCCUAUGUUUUAAGAUUAUAAUUGGAGGAGUGUGAAGAAAAGAGACCUUUUGUGUGAAUUCAGAUUGAUUCUCUAAAGAGAAUUAAAUUUAAUGGAGUGAUUGGCAUCCAAAUCGGCUCGUACUAUUGACACUUAAAACGGAAAGGAAAAAGGAGCAAUUUUAAAGUCUUGUCUUAAAAAGCAUUUUGUGGGCUUUCCCUGAUCAUGCAAAAAGUGAAGGUAGAUACUGAACGAAGUGGAAUCUCAGACUGUUUUCAGCCAUACAAUGUUGAACAUCAUCAUGUUUGAAACAUAUGUAAGAUCUCUUAGAGUUGUGUUAUUUCUUGAAACCGGGGGUGAAUGCAUCUUUUUUUAACUUAAAGACAACUUUAUGUAUAGCCCUUUUGUAAUAGUGAGUAAUCUGGUGUAAAGUAGUAAUUUAUAAGCAGUUUUUUUGCUCAUCAUAAUGAGUAUUGAUAUAUUUUAUUGUUAUCUCAUGAGAUGUAAAUUGGAUGAAAAUCUCCAGGUCUUUAUAUCUAGUAUUUUUCAUUUUCUUUUCCUCCUACUGUAAAGAUCAUAAAAUACAAUACAAAGCUUAAAUUGAAACACUCUGAGUCCGAUUUAUUACUGCCUUUGGUGCAUGUGUAAAUUUUGGAGCAAUUUCAGUGGCAUGCUCUGUGAUUGGUUAAUGCUAAAUACCUCAACCACUCAAUGGCCCUGUUACUCUUUUUGCGCCAGUAAAACAACAGUUUUGAUGUGCCAACUGCCCUAUUAAAUUAGGCGUUUAGACUCCCAGUCUCUCUCUGGAGAUGCACUGAAAGAAGUAAUGGAUAAUUAUUUUUCCGCUGAGUCACAAGGCGUAUCCAAAGAUUAGAUGUGCUCACUUGUCCCUCUAAAAUCUAAGAUCAAGCAAAGAAGAGGAAAUCUCUCCAGUAGUGCCAUUGUGUUGUCUCUAACUGAAACAGAAUUAGUGUAGUUUGUCUGGAGAUUUUCUUCUCCUUAAUUAGAGCUAUGUAGACAUCUACAUUUAAAUAAAGUUAUAUAUAAAUAUAUAAAUUGGUGCUGAUUUUAUAACUGUGCUUUUAGUUUUGUUUCCCCCUUAUUUUUAAAACCUCAAUUUAGAGUUCAAAGGUUAUGGAAAUGUAUAAGAACAUGUCUAAACAUGAAUGUGUGUAGCCAUGCAGCAAGCAAUGUUUUGAGAUAUUUUUUUUUUUUUUUUUUUUUGCGUGUGUGUUUUGAUUUUUAUUGUUUCUUUGUCAGUCUUAAAGAGUUUUUAGAUUUUCACCUUUUUUCUUUAUUGUAAAUGAGUUUCAGCUAUACAUUCAGCUCUUUUCCCCCUCCCCCCGUAUGAAAUAUUUGAAAUGUAACAUAACAUCCUAUGAGUUCAUAAAUGUUACGGCAUUGCUUUCGGCAGCUCUAUGAAGCUUGACUAAUACAUUAUUACGUUAACUUAUAUUAAAGACGUACAUUUUGUCUGGGUUAUACUUUUUAAUCAUUCCAUGCCUUGGCCUUAAGACAUCCUUGUUUUAAAAAAGGUGGUUGUCAAAACACAAAUCUUCCUUUUUUUUAUGUAUGUGUUACAUGUGGAUUUCCUUUUCAUCAGAAAAGGGAUGAUAUAUUUCUGAAGUGGCAUGAGUGUGAUUAUUUAAAAGAUGGUGUGCAGACAGAUUUUGAAUUUUAAGUAAAUUCUGUUGAGCUAAAACUGUCUUCUGUUCCUCACCACUACAUUUAAUAAAACUGCUGAAUAGAUUGUGUAAAUAUACAUGCAUUUAAACGUAAAGCGUAAUUUUCUAGUGCUUUUUUCUGUUAACAUUUAAAACUUAUCACUUUACCCUGUUCAGAGGUAUAAACCCAUACAUAACCGUUUCCUUGUCCUCUGUUAUCCACUGUAAUGUUUCUGGUUUGUAUCUGUCUGGAGACAGUACGUUUUUGAAUAAAAGUAAACAAAUCUU